AUGAGAUUAAUCCUGUUUUUUGGUGCCCUUUUGGGGCACAUCUACUGUUGAGAACCAUUUGUGGGAGACCAAGUUCUUGAGAUUAUACUAGGGAAUGAAGAACAAAUAAAAAGUCUGGUGGAACUGGAGGCUGAAGAACAUCUUCAGCUUGAUUUCUGGAAAUCACCCAUCCCAGGAGAGACAGCCCAUGUCCAAGUUCCGUUUGUCAGCGUCCAAGCAGUCAAAGGUUUCUUAGAGUCCCAGGGAAUUGUUUAUUCCAUCAUGAUUGAAGAUGUUCAGGUUCUGCUGGACAAGGAGUAUGAAGAAAUGUUAAUCAGAGAAUGGAAUGGUAACUUCAACUUUGAGGCUUAUCAUAUCUUGGAAGAGAUUUUCCAAGAAAUGAAUACCCUAAUUGCGGAGCACCCUGGUCUAGUGAGCAUGAACAUUGGCUAUGCUUUUGAAAACUGGUCCAUAAAUGUGUUCAAGUUCAGCACCGGAGGAGACAAGUCGGCCAUCUGGCUAGAUGCUGCCAUCCAUGCCCGUCAGUGGGUUACACAAGCUACUGCGCUGUGGAUCUCAAAUAAGAUUGCCUCUGAUUAUGGAAAUGAUCCGUCCAUAGCUUUGAUUUUGGAUGUGAUGGAUAUCUUCCUGCUGCCAGUCACCAACCCUGAUGGCUCUGUGUUCCCUCAUACCCAAGUAAAAUUGUAUUGGCAGAAGACCCAGUCCAAGGUACCUGGCAGCCUCUGUAUUGUGGUGGAUCCUAGCCGGAACUGGGAUGCAGGUUUGGAGGGACCUGGAGCCAGCAACAACCUUUGUUCCUAUUCAUAUCAUGGACCCGGUGCCAACUCUGAAGUUGAAGUGAAAUCCGUAGUGGACUUUAUCAAGAGUCAUGGAAACUUUAAGGCCUUCAUAUCCUUCCACAGCUAUUCCCAGCUACUGUUGUUCCCCUAUGGGUAUACAUGUGAUAGGGCGAAUAAAGUGGCCCAGAAGGCUGCCCAAUCUCUGACAAGCCUGCACGGCACCAAGUACGAAGUGGGACCUAUCUGCUCAGUCAUCUCUAAGUAUCUAAUAUACCAAGCUAGUGGAGGAAGCAUUGACUGGUCCUAUGACUCUGGCAUCAAAUACUCAUUUGCCUUUGAGCUGAGAGAAGCAGCCAAUCAGAUCUUACCCAUAGCGGAAGAGACCUGGCUUGGCUUGAAGGCAAUCCUAGGGCAUGUGUGAGACCACCCCUAUUAG
Phacochoerus africanus (Common warthog) is the source of this 1215-nucleotide messenger RNA. It is a transcript of the gene CPA2, whose product is annotated as carboxypeptidase A2. Gene Ontology annotation, molecular function: metallocarboxypeptidase activity; zinc ion binding. The record is from RefSeq and is a predicted model, not a curated record. Gene Ontology annotation, biological process: proteolysis. Lineage: Eukaryota; Metazoa; Chordata; Mammalia; Artiodactyla; Suidae.